Messenger RNA from Nerophis ophidion (straightnose pipefish), 2698 nucleotides. RefSeq names its product gastrula zinc finger protein XlCGF57.1-like. The transcript has 2 exons. Gene Ontology annotation, biological process: regulation of transcription by RNA polymerase II. The coding region runs from base 324 to 1871 and encodes 515 amino acids. Gene Ontology annotation, molecular function: RNA polymerase II cis-regulatory region sequence-specific DNA binding; DNA-binding transcription factor activity. The record is from RefSeq and is a predicted model, not a curated record. NCBI's taxonomy places the organism in Eukaryota, Metazoa, Chordata, Actinopteri, Syngnathiformes, Syngnathidae.
UCGAUGACGUCACGCAGGAGGAAGAACAAAACAAGAUGGCGUCUGACGGACAAUACGUUGUUUUGGUUGUUAUGGUUUCUAGGUCUUAAUUACAACGUACAUGUGCACAUGUGUGUCGUUUAACAGAGUAAACGUUGUUAUUAAUUGUUUGUAUGCGGAUACAUUAGUCUGAGUGCACUUUGACGUGCGAGCCGAGCCUGCUGGUUAGCUUAGCUUGUUAGCUGCUAACAAACAGAGGCGGAAGUGAUCGACACAUCAAAGCAGAGAUCCAAUACGUCUGUGAAGAAAAUCUUCACCCUGAGCAACAGAAGUGGAGCUUCAGGAUGCGGACGGAGGAGCCACAGCCCUCCCACAUUAAGAAGGAAGAGGAAUACCCACUGACCACUCACAUCAAAGAGGAAGAGGAGGACCCACUGACACCCCAUUUUAAAGAGGAAGUGGUGGAUCCACUGAGCCCUCACAUUAAGGAGGAAAAGGGGGAUCCACUGACACCCUAUUUUAUAGAGAAAGCGGUGGAUUCACUGAGCCCUCACAUUAAGGAGGAAGAAAUGGAUCCACCUACACCCCAUGUUAAAGAGGAAAAGGAGGACCCACUGACACCCCAUUUUACAGAGGAAUCGGUGGAUCCACUGACCCCUCACAUUAAGGACGUAGAGGAGGACCCACUGAGCCCUUACAUUAAAGAGGAAGAGGAGGAGCACAGCAUCAGUCAGCAGGGAGAGCAUCUUGAAGGACUGGAGGAGGUUGAUGUCACCAAGAUGCCAGUGACUGGUGUCCCUGUGAAGAGGGAAGAUGAUGAGGUCAAAGGUGAAAGUGAGGAGAGGGGAGGGGGGGAGCCUCCAAGCAGCAGCUCAACACAACACAUGACAACAGAAGCUGAUGGAGACCACUGUGGAGGAUCACAAGCAGACAAGCUCUUAGCUCCACUAUCAGAUAGUGAGGACACAACGUCACACUCUCCUGACACUGAUGAUGAAGACUCUAAAGAUGAUAAGACAUGUCACACUGACAACACUCACUUCACAUGUUCUCACUGUGACAAAACUUUUAAAUAUUCCGGUGAUUUGAAAAGGCACAUGAGAAUACACACUGGAGAAAAACCCUUUUCAUGCUCAGAAUGUGGUAGAGAGUUUAGACUAAAACAAAUGAUAAUAGAACACAUGAGAAUACACACUGGAGAAAAACCUUUUUCAUGUUCAAUAUGCGGUAAAGAUUUUACCCAAAGGUCUCAUUUGAAAGUACACAUGAGAAUACACACUGGAGAAAAACCUUUUUCCUGCUUAGAGUGUGGUAAACAUUAUACUCAAAGGCAAAAUUUGAAAACACACAUGACAAUACACACUGGAGAAAAACUUUUUUCAUGUUCAAACUGUGGUAGAUAUUUUACUCAAAGGCAAAAUUUGAAAACACACAUGACAAUACACACUGGAGAAAAAGCUUUUUCAUGUUCAGUCUGUGGUAAAAAUUUUACUCAAAGGCAAAAUUUAAAAACACACAUGACAAUACACACGGGAGAAAAAGCUUUUUCAUGUUCAAUCUGUGGUAAAAAAUGUACUCAAAAGCACGAUUUAAAAAUACACAUGAGAACACACACUGGAGAAAAGCCUUUUUCAUGUUCAAUCUGCGGUAAAUAUUUUACUCAAAAGCCUCAUUUAAAAACACACAUGAGAAUACACACUGGAGAAAAACCUCUUUCCUGCUCAGAAUGUGGUAAAAGUUGUGUAAUAAAUCGAAGUUUAAAAGUACACAAGAGAACACACACUGGAGAAAAACCUUUUAUAUGUUCAGUAUGUGGUAAAAGUUAUAUAGAAAGACGACAAUUAAAAUUACAUAUGAUAAAGCACUUUAGUGAAAAACCAUACUGCUGUUGAAGCUGCAACAAAAGCUAUUUUCACCGACAAUUUUGUACAGUACAAAUGGGAACACACACAGGAGAAAAAUUGUUGAGUUGCAGUGUGUGUGAUGAACGAUUCUCUUCUAAGUACUAGUGUAAGAAACACAAGUGUGCUGGUGAGAACAGCAGCAGCAAAUGAAACUGCAGGAUUUGAAAUAAACUGUCAAAACUUUAAUUUAGACUUUCUAACAAAAUCAGCACAUAUAACAUGUGUGACAUCAUUGUUGUGUGUGUAACACAGUCUUGUUAUUAUGCUUCUAACAUUUAUAGAUUAGAUACUUCAGGGUAAUGCUUUUAUUUCAGUCAAGUACAUGAGCUAAUAUACACAUUUGUGUACUUUAAAAUGAACACAACAAUUUGACUGAAAGGGUGAGAAUAAACUGUACAAAAUAUGUUACAUACAAUACACAUUUUAUGUGUAGAUAUUCAUAAAUCACUUUUAUACUUAUUAAUAAUAGUGUAUUUGUAUACGUUUUUUAAAUAAUGAAGUGUUACAUAUUUUAUUUUCUAGUUGCAGAUGAUUCCAUAGAUGAACUCCAUUAAAUGAUGUACAUAUUUGUUUUACAUGUGUUCAUACCUUUGCUUUUGAGUACACAUAAAUCCCUCUUAGUUCAUAUUUACUGGUUCACAUCUGAAACAUCUUCUGGACCGCUUCAGAAAGCAUAAUAUAUUAUUUACUUUAUACAUCAUUUGAACAGUUGUAUUUAUACAAUUUUAAAAUGUGUGACUUUAUGAAUAAUUUGUUGUUUGUCUAUAAUCCAUUCUAUUAAAUGUCUUUAUUACUCUCUUGUGUAACAUAAAUAA